Messenger RNA from Thamnophis sirtalis, 1312 nucleotides. The record is from RefSeq and is a predicted model, not a curated record. Lineage: Eukaryota; Metazoa; Chordata; Lepidosauria; Squamata; Natricidae.
GGCCCCCCAAGAUGUUCCUCAUUGCAAGCACCCAUAAUGUUACUUUCUGGUCACGAAGGAGAGGUUUAUUGUUGCAAGUUUCAUCCUAAUGGAUCCACCUUAGCCUCAGCUGGGUUCGACAGGUUGAUACUCCUAUGGAAUGUGUAUGGUGACUGUGAUAAUUAUGCCACUUUGAAGGGCCACAGCGGCGCAGUUAUGGAAUUACAUUACAACACUGAUGGCAGCAUGCUGUUCUCAGCCUCGACGGAUAAAACAGUAGCAGUGUGGGAUAGUGAGACAGGAGAGAGAGUGAAAAGACUUAAAGGACACACUUCAUUUGUCAACUCCUGCUAUCCAGCAAGACGUGGACCUCAGCUGGUUUGCACAGGCAGUGAUGAUGGCACAGUGAAGCUCUGGGAUAUCAGGAAGAAAGCUGCUGUUCAAACCUUUCAGAACACCUAUCAAGUAUUAGCUGUGACCUUCAAUGACAUCAGUGAUCAGAUAAUAUCUGGCGGUAUCGACAAUGAUAUCAAGGUAUGGGACCUUCGUCAGAACAAGCUAACUUACACAAUGAGAGGACAUGCGGAUUCUGUCACCGGUCUCAGCCUAAGUGCAGAGGGCUCUUACUUGCUUUCCAAUGCAAUGGACAAUGCAGUUCGCAUCUGGGAUGUUCGGCCUUUUGCUCCCAAAGAAAGAUGUGUGAAGAUACUCCAAGGGAACGUGCAUAAUUUUGAGAAGAACCUUUUGCGAUGUUCCUGGUCCCCGGAUGGAAGUAAAAUAGCUGCUGGAUCUGCAGACAGGUUUGUUUAUGUGUGGGAUACAACCUCCAGAAGAAUCCUCUACAAACUUCCAGGCCAUGCAGGUUCAAUAAAUGAAGUGGCGUUUCAUCCAGAAGAACCAAUAGUACUUUCUGCAUCUAGUGACAAAAGACUGUAUAUGGGAGAGAUUCAAUGAGGAAGAGCGUGGAUUAAUUCUGAAGAUUUGCAGAACUUGAUUGCUUCCAACUAAUUUGAAAAGGAGGAGGAGGAAGAGGAAGAUGGUCCAUGAAAAGAUUGCAACUGUCAUCUUUCCAGGGCAGCGUUAACUCGCUAUCUGUAUCCUAAAAGAUCUCGUCUUGAAUUUUUUAACCAUAUUUGCAGCAGCCUAAAACACGCGGCAGCCCAGCUCCAUACUGUUGAUGGAUGCGUAAAUGCUUUAUUUUACCUUUAAAAUGUGCUCUCUCUUUUUUGAAAUCGUUUUGACCAUGGUAAAGUGGGGAAGUUAGCAUUUAAUAUUGAAUGCUUCCCUAAGAUUCGUUUGUCAUUUUUAUAUUAAAAAAAUAUGAAAUGCCUUG